Messenger RNA from Octodon degus (degu), 772 nucleotides. RefSeq names its product autophagy related 12 (gene Atg12). NCBI's taxonomy places the organism in Eukaryota, Metazoa, Chordata, Mammalia, Rodentia, Octodontidae. Gene Ontology annotation, cellular component: Atg12-Atg5-Atg16 complex; phagophore assembly site membrane; cytoplasm. The transcript has 3 exons. Bases 449 to 757 code for a protein of 102 amino acids. The record is from RefSeq and is a predicted model, not a curated record. Gene Ontology annotation, biological process: autophagy of mitochondrion; C-terminal protein lipidation; autophagosome assembly.
GCGCUCCCCGGCCAACCGCAGCCCGGAGCCCGGAAGGCCACGGCGCGGUGGGCAGCAGACGCCCGGCGCCGGGGGCGAAGGAGGCCCGACCCUAGGGCCUCCCCGAGCGGACAGGAAGCACCCACCUGCCCGGAAGGCGGCGGAGGAGCCGCCCCAGUGGGGCGGUGAGGUGGAGGACGCUGACAGCCGCGAGCGCGGAGGGCCGCGGCGCCCGAGGGUCGCACUGAGGAAGCCGCGCGGGGCGCCGCCCGUCACCAACGACUCCCGCUCGCAAGAACCGGCGGUCGGAUACUCACGUUUGACUUGAAGAAAGAUCUGGCCACUCCAAGGCUCACUGUAGUGCUAGAUUCCCCUACUCUGACGGCUCCCUUGCGACGUCCCCCAUCGCAAAGCUCGCCUGCUGCACGCGCUCGGCUACCACUUCCGGCGUCACGCCUCUCCUAGGAAGAUGGCGGAAGAGCCGGAUUCUGUCCUGCAGCUCCCUUCGUCGGCUGUGGCUGCUGGCGGCGAAGGCCCUGGGGAACUCUCUCCCGAAACAGCGACACCAGAACCCCCUUCUUCUGCUGCAGUUUCGCCGGGAACAGAAGAACCCGCCGGCGACACCAAGAAAAAAAUUGAUAUCCUGCUAAAGGCUGUGGGAGACACCCCGAUAAUGAAAACAAAGAAGUGGGCUGUAGAGCGAACGCGAACGAUCCAAGGACUCAUUGACUUUAUUAAGAAGUUCCUUAAACUUGUGGCUUCUGAACAGUUGGUAUAGUGAUUGUUUUCCUAU